AGCAUAUAUAAAAGAGACAAAAGUGUAACACUGCGAGAGAAGAGCUGCGUUUGUUUUGCUGCCAAAAGUAACAGCUUCUCUGUCUGUCAGUCUGGUUGUCUCUCCAGUGUCUCCAAAAAGUACACAAAGUGCCUUUUUACGAAAGUUGUGAUAUCAUCGCAAAAGCUACAUAUAUACUAAGGUCAUUGCACAUAAACAGCUUGCAGUUUAUUAUUAUAGCAACAAAUAAAUUAGCAACAAAGAGUGCGACAGAGAUAGCUAACAAUUAUCCACAGUUUAUCUAUACUUAGUUAACAAAGAGAUGCAACAAAUUCUGUAGAGAAAAACUUUCAAGUUCAUUUCACAAUGUGUUGCAAGUGCUGUGGGGAAACCCAAAGGAAAAGUUGGGUCUUUGGCAUUGGUUCCGUCUUCACCUUGCUGGGCAUUCUUCUUGUGGUGCUCUGGCCCAAUUUGGCGGAUAAACUGGUGGAAAAUGGCUUGAAAUUGGAACCUGGCACCGACACCUAUGACAGCUGGCUGGAGGCACCGAUUCCCAUUUAUUUAAGUUUCUACAUGUUCAACUGGACCAAUCCGGAGGAGAUACGCAAUCCAAAUGUUAAGCCGCACUUUGAUGAAGUGGGACCCUAUGUGUUUCUGGAGAAGCACAAGAAGGAGAACUUUACAUUCUUCGAUAAUGCAACUGUGGCAUAUUAUGAGCGUCGCACUUGGUUCUUCGAUGAGAAGCGAUCGAAUGGCAAACUAACUGAUAUGAUAACAGCAGCACAUGCAAUUACGGCCACGGUGGCGGAUGAGAUGCGUCAUCAGCCCAAGUUUGUCAAGAAGAUUAUUAACUUUAUGUUGAACCAUGAGGGUGGAACACUGUACACUACAAAACCACUGCACGAAUGGAUCUUUGAUGGCUACCAGGAUGAUCUGACAGACUUUCUCAAUCUGUUUAAUACAUCCAAGAUAGAUAUUCCAUAUACGCGAUUCGGUUGGCUGGCAGAUCGCAAUGGUUCCUUGGAGUAUGAUGGUCUUUUUACCAUACACACGGGCACCGAUGACAUCUCGAAUGUGGGUCGAUUGACGCAUUGGAACAAGAAGAACGAGACGGGUUUCUAUAAGAUGCCCUGCGGCAUUGUUAACGGCACCACUGGAGAUCUGUUUCCACCCCGAAUGAAUACCCAGGAUGAGAUUACCAUCUUUGCCACGGAUGCGUGUCGUUUCAUGAAUCUGCGACCACAGGGCAACUUGGAGGUGCAUGGUUUAACUGCCACACGUUGGGUGGGCACCGAGGAGACUCUUGACUCUGGCGAGAAUUAUCCCAAUCAGCAGUGCUUCUGUGAUCCCCGCCUGGAAGAGUGUCCCAAAACGGGCGUUGUCGAGUGCAAAGCCUGUCGCGACAAGGCUCCCAUUUACUCCUCCUUCCCGCAUUUUUAUCUCGCCGAUAAAUUCUAUUUGAACGCGGUUAGCGGUCUGAACCCGGAUAAAGCCAAGCAUGAAUUCGUCAUGGCUGUGGAGCCCACAAUUGGAGUACCCCUGCAGGUCCACGGACGCAUUCAGAUCAACAUGAUGAUCGAACCCGACGAUGACUAUGACAUUUAUCGCGGUGUGCCAAAGGUUUUAAUGCCCAUGUUCUGGUUCGAUCAAUAUGCUGAGCUGAGUUCCGAACUGGCUUCCACAGCCAAGUUGGCCAUUAAUCUGUCGGAUUAUGGCACCUACUUUGGCAUUGCCUGCAUCGUUUUUGGUGGACUCUUCCUGGUCACGGGCAUCACGUUGACCAUCACCAAGCGCUGGGUGCGUCGUCCUGUCGAGGAUGAGGACAUGCUGACCAAUUAACUGUGGCCAAGAGUUGUGCCAUUUAACUCCUAGACAUCAUAGCCAAAGUGCCA
Molecule: messenger RNA, 1871 nt
Organism: Drosophila innubila
Lineage: Eukaryota; Metazoa; Arthropoda; Insecta; Diptera; Drosophilidae
Product: protein croquemort
Exons: 5
Coding region: 346-1818 (490 amino acids)
Cellular component (GO): membrane; cytoplasm
Molecular function (GO): scavenger receptor activity
Source: RefSeq, a predicted model, not a curated record